Molecule: messenger RNA, 2828 nt
Organism: Macrobrachium nipponense
Lineage: Eukaryota; Metazoa; Arthropoda; Malacostraca; Decapoda; Palaemonidae
Product: zinc finger protein 852-like
Exons: 3
Coding region: 198-2714 (838 amino acids)
Biological process (GO): regulation of transcription by RNA polymerase II
Molecular function (GO): RNA polymerase II cis-regulatory region sequence-specific DNA binding; DNA-binding transcription factor activity
Source: RefSeq, a predicted model, not a curated record
UUAAAAAGAGCGGGGAGCCGUUGCAUCACUGUAAGUCUCCAAUUACUACUACAAUUUUAUUUGUGUCCUAUGUAUCAAAGCUUUCCCCGUUUCUUAUGGCUUCUUUAUCUUACUAAUUGAAUCCCGUGGCAACCACAGUAAGUGCUGUGGAAAUUUGUCUACAUUUGUCAGCACAGUACUGAAGAGCUGAUGCAAAGAUGGACCCAAUUAAGGACAAAUUCCAUUUCAUAGAACUAGAAGAGGGGGACAAUGGGGAGUGCAUUUUAAUUCUUAAAAAUGACGGCAAUAAAGAACUUCAGUAUAUGGAUUCGUGUUACAAUGAUGACUAUGCAGAAGAGAUCAUCAACAUCACCAAUGACAAAACGUGUCAGGAGUGCCAGACUGACAGCUGGGAUUGCAGUAUUAGUACUGUCCUGUUUGUGAACAUACCUGUCCUCUUUUGCUCACAGCCAGCUCCAUGUGUUGCCUCUACACAAUGUAACAUUCCCUACAAAGUUGAUGCAUGUGUCGGAACUAGUGGCAGUGAUUCCUACUGUACUCCAAAGUUUCAAGAAGGAGACCAAAAUUAUGAUAAAGAUAUUGCAAAAGCACUUGAUGGUAAAUGUGAAAAGGCCAUUCUGAAGAAGGGUACACUUCUGCCGACUGACCGUACAAGAGAUCCUGAUACUGCAGUUCCAAGAAGGGGCAGACCAAGAAAACUCAUUCAGAAAGGAGUGACUUUUAAAUACAAGCGAAAGGUGAGAAGAAUUCCUCCGAAAACCAGAAAGGAUGUUGGUGUUGAAUCUUCUAUGAUUUCAGAGAAGACUCCUUCAAAAUUUAGAGAGGGAAGAAGAAGAAUCAAGAAAAAGGAUGCUGACUUUGAGUAUGAUUUUGGAGAUAGUGAAGAGGAGCUGGAAAUCAAACUGGAAGUGGAUGAUGAUAAUGACAAGGACUGGAAAGAAGGUAGUGAAGGUGAAGAGGAAGAAGCAGAUGAUAAAGACAUGAAAGAACUAGGAAGUAUGGAAACCAGAGUUGGAGAGGAAUUUAGAGAGGAAGAUGAUGAAAAUUUAGACCAGCUAUGGAGGUCUAAAGAUGAUGGCAAUCAGCUUGACUUUUUCAGUGGCCAGAAAGAUUCAGGUCAGGAUCCGGGCAGUGUUAUCAAGAAAGGAGAACUAGACGAAGACAUUGAUUAUAAAAGUUUUAUUGAUGCUGUUGUUUGGAAACCGGAGAUGACAGGUGACACUGAGUUGUACAGCAAUGCAGAAGAAGCUGGUUUACUUGAUGGUAAACAGAUUCAGACAGUUGGUGUUGAUGAAUUAGAUUGUGAAAAGAGUGAAAAGUUAUCAGAACGAAUCAAGAAGUAUGUGGAAAAUUCUCGAAAAAAAUAUCAUCAAGAGAGGGUAAUAAAUAGUGAUGGGAAGAAAGUAUUUAAGUGUUUGAAGUGUAACAAAGAAUUUGCUAAACGUUUAUUGUUAACAGAGCACAGGAAAGUACAUUCAAGAAAAUUUCGGAUAUAUAAUUGUAAUCAUUGUGGAAAAGUUUUUCACGAGGCACGAAAGUAUUUUUCACAUUUGUCAUUCCAUGAGCGUAUGUUUGAAUGUAGUUCAUGUGGAAGAAAGUUUUCAUUAUUAGCUAAUUUAAAAAAGCAUAUAGUAACACACCAUGAUGCAAAGGGAAAAGUAUGUGAAGUCUGUGGCAUGCAGUUUGCAUCAGAAGAUGAAUUAAGAGGGCACCACCAUUUCCAACAUGGCGAAGAUAAUGUCAGCACCUACAUUGCAAAAUGCGAACACUGCAACAGAGAAUAUAGACGAGAAGAGGCAUAUGUGCAGCAUAUGAGCUGUGCACCUUAUAAUUGUCCAACUUGCAAUAAGUCAUGUGGUUGUGAAUUUGAGCUCAAGAAGCAUAUUCGUUACGAGCAUGGUCAUUGUGUCUGUGAAUUUUGUGGAAAGUCUUUCAAAAACAAUUCGAUAUUAAACCACAUAAAGGUCAUGCAUAAGGAAGCUCCAGUGCAGUGUUUACACUGUCCAAAGAAAUUUGUUUACCGGUCAAGAAUGUUGGCUCACAUUGACUCUUGUCACAAUGCAGAAAAGAAGUACAAAUGUAAUCAGUGUUCGUAUUCGGCAAAAACAGCCAACUCGCUGAAUCUUCACAGAAGAAGGUGUCACUUGGAUCCCAAAAAACUAAAAUGGUACGAGUGUGACAUAUGCAAUAGGAAGUUUUAUUUGCCCUCUAAACUUACUGUCCAUUACAGAGCUCAUACUGGGGAAAAACCAUUUUCCUGUCAGACAUGUGGUAAAACUUUUGCUUGCAAAUACAAUAAAAAAGAACACGAGAGGGCCGUUCACGGUGAAAGAAUAGAGGUGAAAAACCCUGAUGGGAGCACACUUGUACAAAUGGUGAAACACCGAAGAGCACCAAGGGCUACAGGAAGGCGAUGCGAUUUAUGCGCCAUUGAUUUUCCUUCGACCACAGCUGUCGUUGAGCACAUGAAAAAAGUUCACACGCCGCAGUCAACUGAGUCUAUCGAGGAGACUUCAGAAGUGAAAGUUAGUGUUAAGUAUGAACCUCAGGAAGGAGCUGCAGACAAGUGCCUUGAAUACGAAGUAAUCGGAAAUGCCGGAGAUGUAAUUCUGUCCGACUCCUCGAGCAUGAUGAACAUUCGUGCUGAUGAAAUUCCAGAAAAUGCAACUUUGGUUGAAAUUGAUGGCGUUGAGUAUCAGGUUGUACGACAGUAGCAUCUGUACUCGAGAUUUUACCAAAUUACUGCUAUAUGCUACUUGGUUCUUGAACUGGAGACUUACAGGCAGUAGUAUAAGUAUUUGUAAACAAUAAUAAAUAUUUUGUAAGAU